UGCAGCAGCAGCAGCAGCAUCCACAGAUAAAGUACGCCAGGCAGCGUGGACCAGGUAGUUACUAUUUAAACUACUGUAUACGCGCAUCUUUACAGUGGGUUAGCAGAAGACAGUGACUGGUUGUUCUCAGGAAACAUGAACUCUGUGCAAGGGAGAAGUGUUCUAUCGCUGUGCAGACGCACCACGACGGCUCUACGUUUGCUCGCCAGCCAGCCAGGUCACCCUGGCACUCGCGGGAUAGACAAUACCGUCCUAGGGACAGUACGGGUCUGCCAUUCGGGGGCUAACCGUAAUGUUAGCACCAAGAAGCGAGGCUAUGAUAUCACCAGAAAUCCACAUCUUAACAAGGGCAUGGCGUUCACUCUGGAGGAACGUCUGCAGCUGGGCAUCCAUGGCCUACUACCCCCCUGCUUCCUAACGCAAGACGUCCAGGUGCUGCGAGUCAUGAAGAGCUACGAGACGCGCAGCAACCCCCUCGACAAGUACAUCUUGCUGAUGACACUACAGGACCGUAACGAGAAGCUCUUCUACCGGCUGCUGACGUCAGACAUCGAGGAGUUCAUGCCUAUUGUUUACACGCCUACUGUGGGCUUGGCCUGCCAGCAGUACGGCUUGGCCUUCCGGAGACCCAGAGGUCUCUUUAUCACCAUUCAUGACAAAGGCCAUAUCGCUACGGUGCUGAACUCCUGGCCGGAGGAGGACAUCAAGGCUAUUGUGGUGACAGAUGGUGAGCGUAUCCUGGGCCUCGGUGACCUGGGCAGCUAUGGCAUGGGCAUCCCCGUGGGCAAGCUAGCCCUGUACACAGCAUGUGGAGGAGUGCCACCCCAGCAGUGUCUGCCAGUGCUGCUGGAUGUUGGCACCGAUAACCAGUCUCUUCUGGACGACCCUCUGUACAUUGGGCUGAAACACAAGAGAAUACGUGGGAAAGAGUACGAUGAUCUCAUUGAUGAGUUCAUGCAGGCUGUAACCGAUAAGUAUGGAAUGAACUGCCUAAUUCAAUUUGAGGACUUUGCCAAUGCCAAUGCCUUCAGAAUUCUCAAUAAAUACCGCAACCACUACUGCUCCUUCAAUGAUGAUAUCCAAGGCACAGCCUCUGUUGCUGUGGCAGGAGUUCUGGCCGCUCUGAAGAUCACCAAGAACAAGCUGUCUGACCACAAGUUUGUGUUCCAGGGAGCUGGAGAGGCUGCGUUGGGCAUCGCACAUCUGCUUAUUAUGGCCAUGGCCAAGGAGGGAGUAUCCAAAGCAGACGCCAUCAAGAGGAUCUGGAUGGUUGACUCCAAAGGCCUUAUUGUCAAGGGUCGUGGCAACCUGAACCACGAAAAGGAGGAGUUUGCUCAUGAGCACGCUCAGGUGAAGACCCUAGAGGAGGUGGUGGAGACCAUCAAGCCCACAGCUAUCAUCGGCGUGGCGGCCAUCGGAGGUGCUUUCACCGAGAAGAUCAUCAAGAAGAUGGCAUCCUUCAACGAGAGACCCAUCAUCUUCGCCCUGAGCAACCCCACCAGCAAAGCAGAGUGCACAGCAGAGCAGUGCUAUAAACUCACUGAGGGCAGGGGCAUCUUUGCUAGCGGGAGCCCCUUCAAGAAGGUGACCCUGGCGGACGGGCGCACAUUCCACCCCGGCCAGGGCAACAACGCCUACGUCUUCCCCGGAGUUGCCCUGGGUGUCAUCGCUUGCGGAGUGCGAACCAUCUCCGAUGACAUCUUCCUUAAAAGUGCCGAGGCCAUCGCAGAAAUGGUGACGGAGGAGCACCUGGCGGAGGGCAGACUCUACCCCCCUCUCAGCACCAUCAGGGAGGUGUCCUUCAAGAUCGCCGUCAAGCUCGUGGACUAUGCCUACAGGAAUAACGUGGCGUCCUUGUACCCGGAGCCCAAGGACAAGGAGGCUUUCAUUCUGUCCCACGUCUACAACGCCGACUACGACUCCUUCACCCUGGACAACUACGAGUGGCCGGCAGCCGCCCAGAAGCUCCAGGAUGUGUAGGCCGCUGCCAGUGCCAGAACUGAUGCCACAGUCGCACACUUUCUCUCUCUCUCUCUCUCUCUCUCUCUCUCUCUCUCUCUCUCUCUCUCUCUCUCUCUCUCUCUCUCUCUCUCUCUCUCUCUCUCUCUCUCUCUCUCUCUCUCUCUCUCUCUCUCUCUCUCUCUCUCUCUCUCUCUCUCUCUCUCUCUCUCUCUCUCUCUCUCUCUCUCCUUCUCUCCCUCUCCUCUGAUAGACAGAGGAGACGAAAAGAGGCUGAAAGCAGUAAAUGGGUGAGGAGAGCUAGUUGCUAUUCACUGUUUUCACUGCUAUUUCAGUUUUCUUCUUUAACUCCCAUGCUGUCGGGCGGAGUACGUGACAGGGAAGAGAGGGUGGAGGGAGGAAUCCUCUUCCUAUAUUUCCCUCUGAAUUUUACUUUGUCAUCCCCUCUCUAUCCCUCUAUCUAUCUCUCUCUAUCCCGCUCUCUUUCCCCCUCUCUUAUUCUCCCUCUUCCGCUCUGUCAAAGACAAAGACAUAUCAAUAUGACGCCUCUUUUUUGCCAUUACUCAUCCAGCCAACAUAGCCAAUCACCAUCCAACACUUUCCUGCAGUGUAGCGUUUUGUAAUACUAAUGUACUUUUCCUUUUUGUAUCCAGCCCAUGCGUCAAGUCAAGUGCACUUGUCUGUGCCCUGUGUGGCCUUUACCAAAAUGAAAUGAACUGGCACCUGUUUGUGUCCUCGCUUGUCUCCCUUAGAUACCGCACACAUGUACACACUCCCUGCUGACUGAUAGAACCAGUUCAGUUCAGCGCAGAGCUCGAUCCACGGCCAAACUAGUCAUGUGUUUCACGUUCUCUGUGGACUUAACCGUGGCUCUUAUAGAUUAUUUCAUCGCCAUUGUGGAAGUUAAACCAUGGCUUUUAUAAAGUACCACACAAAAUGGCUACUAAAUCAAUUUUAUAAGAGGGUAUUUAGCUCUGUGUUCUAAAGUAUGCCAUCUAAAAGAUCACUUUGUGAUUUAGUUACCGUUGCUGUUAUUAGCCGAUCAUUGAAAGCACAUCGAAAGUGUCCGCGAUUUCAUCAGACUUGACUCUACCAACUCGCCUGAGCAGUGGAGAGGGUUUAGAUAAGAGGUUAUUUUUGUAUAAAGUCUGCCAGCACAAACUGACAGGGUGCCUGUGACUGUCUGAAUGUUUGAAUACUAAGAGAUUACUGCAUUAUGGUGGUAGACGUAAUUAUUUUUUGUGCCGCCGUUCUUUCGUCCAUUCUUUGAGUAUGGUCCUGUUUUCUAUGAUGGUUUUAGUUGAGUAGCAUUUUAUUAGGCCAAAGUUUCAGAGGAAAGGGAAAAAAAUGGGCCAAUGAAUAGCCCCACAGUUGUGUGUGAGCGUGAGUGAGUGUCUCUGCGUGUUUCCUUCUAUUUCCAUGAUGCACAAGCUUGAAUCUGCUCGUGUCUUGCUACAAUAGCCCUGUUUCUGCUCUGACUUUUAUGAACAUGCUUUACAAGUGAUGCACUACAACGGAAUUGUAUUCCAUGAAGGGUUUUUUUUUUUUUUUUUUUUUGAAGGGAAUAUACAAAAAUAAAUAAACAUAUGCUUUUGCAA
This is a messenger RNA of Sardina pilchardus (European sardine), 3557 nucleotides long. RefSeq names its product malic enzyme 3, NADP(+)-dependent, mitochondrial (gene me3). NCBI's taxonomy places the organism in Eukaryota, Metazoa, Chordata, Actinopteri, Clupeiformes, Clupeidae. Gene Ontology annotation, biological process: malate metabolic process; pyruvate metabolic process. The transcript is spliced from 15 exons. Gene Ontology annotation, molecular function: malate dehydrogenase (decarboxylating) (NADP+) activity; NAD binding. Gene Ontology annotation, cellular component: mitochondrion. The coding region runs from base 136 to 1980 and encodes 614 amino acids. The record is from RefSeq and is a predicted model, not a curated record.